UCCGAGAAGGCCGGCGGCCCGUGGGCAGGGUCACAGGGCAAGGUCCCCCGGGCCGCUGGGAGCGGCGACUUCCGUGCUCCCGGCCAGCCGGCGGAGAGCGGGGGCCGCACUGGGGAGUGUGGGCUGGGCCGCAGGGGUCCUCAGCCCCCUGGGGCACAGACCAGUGGUGGUCUUCAGCCCAUUAGGAACUGGACUACACUGCAGGAGAUUAUUUCAGGGACCGACCUCUCGCAUUGCUCUGCACAGGACUGGGUGCUCAGUAAAUUGGGCCAGGCUGCCUGAUGUCAUGUGGCCUGUGUUUUGGACCGUGGUUCGUACCUAUGCUCCCUAUGUCACAUUCCCUGUCGCCUUCGUGGUUGGGGCUGUGGGCUACCACCUGGAAUGGUUCAUCAGGGGAAAGGACCCCCAGCCUGUGGAGGAGGAAAAGAGCAUCUCAGAGCGCCGGGAGGAUCGCAAGCUGGAUGAGCUUCUAGGCAAGGACCACACCCAGGUGGUGAGCCUUAAGGACAAGCUAGAAUUUGCCCCGAAAGCUGUGCUGAACAGAAACCGCCCAGAGAAGAAUUAAUGGAGGACACAGGGCCCUGUGGUCCUACUGUGGCCGGUGCCUGGUCCUGCUACCAUGUCCACCAGCCCCAGAACCCACAUCUGAUUGGCUUUGUUGCCAUGCAAGUACUGGCUGCUCCCUGAUGGCCAGGCAGACCCAGCAGCCGCCGAGGGGCCAGUGAAGAG
Molecule: messenger RNA, 729 nt
Organism: Saimiri boliviensis boliviensis (Bolivian squirrel monkey)
Lineage: Eukaryota; Metazoa; Chordata; Mammalia; Primates; Cebidae
Gene: SMIM12
Product: small integral membrane protein 12
Source: RefSeq, a predicted model, not a curated record